Python bivittatus (Burmese python) is the source of this 1701-nucleotide messenger RNA. The record is from RefSeq and is a predicted model, not a curated record. Lineage: Eukaryota; Metazoa; Chordata; Lepidosauria; Squamata; Pythonidae.
GGCCACACAGCCCGGAAGACCCACACCAGCCUUCCCCAAGGUAGUUGCUCAUAUUAUUAGCUCAGUGUUUCUUUCUUGAUUCUCCCCAAAUUGUGCUACACUUCCAGUGUUAACCUCCUGAGCAGAUUUUCUGCAGAAAAAUACUGGAAAAAAUGUCAUGAAGCAAUAGAAAUACCACAGAUGUUAAACAAUGUCAUUUGGACCCUCCUGGAAUUCUGUGAAGGAGACACUGGCUCUUGCACAGCACAGGAGAAGUCCUUGGGUCAUCUGCAGAAGAGGAGCUUUUCUGAGCUGCUGUGCAUCUGCUUUGUGGGUUCACCAAGAGCUUUAGGCUGCAGCAGCGGCAUCUCAAGUGCCAGCUACUGUGGGGCCUGGUCAGCCUCCUAAGUGGACGAGCCUGGACAGCAUUCACUUGAAGAAGCUGCUGUUCUCGCUCCUUGUGCUGCAAACAGAGGAAGAUAAGUCAUCAGUCCUGCUUCUGUUUUGCUUUGGUCUUUGUGGUGGGGACACGGGGGUCCCUGUGUUCCGCCUGAGAGGCUCAGAAAGGGUUUGGGGUGACCAGAGCGGCAGCAGGCAGUGUGGGCAAGGCUCCCUGGCACUGACGCUGCUGGGUGGGGCUUUCUGAUCUGCAGGGUUCGAAGGCUGCUCCAUGGUGCCCAGCAUCUACCCCUUGGAGACGCUGCACAAUUGCCUCUCGCUUCGCCAGGUCAGCGAUUUCCUGACGGCUCUGUCCAGGAGCUGCCACGACUCCCAGCUGAAGCCCCUCGCAGACGGCAGCAGCCCGUCCAGUACGGCCGCCGGUAAAGGCCCCACAGAAUCCUUGACCUCUUCAGCAAGCUGCUUCUACGAGGACCAGGUCACCGACCAGCCCUCUGGGAAGGAACUGCUCAACACUGAAGAAGGGAGCCUGCAGGGCUUCACCUCUUGGGGGGAGCUCCUGGCAGUGAGCGAGGAAGAAGUGGGGCCGGAGCAGGGACGGUUGGAGGAGGCCCUGGCCGAGAGAGAAGAGCAGCGGGCGAUGCCCCAGUCAGAGGCGAGAGAGGGGAGGCCAUGGGGACUGUGGGACCUGGACCCGGACCCAGACGAGCUGAGCAGAGAGGAGGUGUGAAGGCCCUCUAAGCCAGAGGUUCUGGGGACCUUAGUUGGGAAGAAGGGUGGGGGAGCGCCUUCUGCUCCUCCGCAGAGGUCUUGGGAGGCAGCAAUUCAGCCAGCAAAAGCCUCAGUCCAGGAGCCCCUUGGAUUGCCUGCUGACCACGGUCCACGCCGCCCCAGCUGGAGCUGAGGAAGCUUCAGGAUGAGCCAGGUGGAUCACAUGCUCUGGGUUUUCCAUGUGGUGUCAGUGAGGCUGCUUGAAACAGUCAUCAAGAUGGCUUCUGAUGGGUCUGGGAUGGUGUAGAAAGUGGACUGGCCUCCCUGUAUCCCAAAUUCCAACUUUGCUGGAACCACCAAGAGAAUCAAGUUUUCUUAGAAAUACAUGAGUGAGUUGCCAAUGGUGUUUAGCAAGUGCAAAUUGUAAUAUAUUCUUUGCAUUAAGGGCGGGGGGGAGGAAGGGGGUCCAGAUGUCAUGUCCAAAAUGUCUGGUUAAGAUUUGUUUUUUUGUGUUUCCCUCAUUAUGAAUCGUGACACUGUCCCUAAAGUCAUUCUGUAUCUUCAAGCUGUAGUAAAACACACUAGGCACCUGGUUUCACCCUUAUUCCCUGC